Selaginella moellendorffii is the source of this 1707-nucleotide messenger RNA. RefSeq names its product pentatricopeptide repeat-containing protein At4g02750-like. The coding region runs from base 1 to 1707 and encodes 568 amino acids. NCBI's taxonomy places the organism in Eukaryota, Viridiplantae, Streptophyta, Lycopodiopsida, Selaginellales, Selaginellaceae. Gene Ontology annotation, molecular function: RNA binding; protein binding. The record is from RefSeq and is a predicted model, not a curated record. Gene Ontology annotation, biological process: RNA modification. The transcript is spliced from 2 exons.
AUGUAUGGCAAAUGCGGCAGCCCGGACGACGCUCGAUCCGUGUUUGCCACCAUCCGCCGCCCCAAUUCCUUCUCCUGGAACAUCUUAAUUUCGGCCUACGCCACCAACGGCCAUGCCGAUCGCGCGCGCCAGCUCUUCCACGCGAUGCCGCUCAAGAACGAGGUCUCCUGGACCACGAUCCUCCACUCGCAUGCCCAGGACGGCGAUCUGGAUGAAGCGCACGGGGUCUUCCUCCGGAUGCCGGGCUGGGACGCGCUCACCAUGACCGCCAUGGCGGUGGCGUUUGCGCGGAACAGGGAUGUGGAGCACGCCAAGGCGCUGUUCGAUGGACUGCCGGAGCGCGACGUGGUGCCGUGGACCGCGAUGCUUGUGGCGUAUAGCGAGGAUGGCGAUCUGGAUGGGGCGAGGAGCUUGUUCUUGAGGAUGCCAGAGUGGGGGAUCGUGCCGUCCAAUGCGAUGGUCUCUACGUUUGGGCAGCAGGGAUUGGUGAGGGAAUCGAAGAUGGUAUUUGAUGCGAUGCCUGGGAGGGAUGAUGUUUCGUGGGGCGCGAUGAUCAAAGCUUAUACCCAGGCUGGGCAUUUUGUGGAGGCUGUGAGGAUGUUUGAGAUUGUGCCGGAAAGAAGCACUGUCGCAAUGACGAGUAUGGUGGUUGCUCAUGCGGAGAACGCUUCUUUGGAAAACAGCAAGGUUAUGUUUGAUCGCAUACCGGAAAGAGAUCCAGUGUCUUGGACAGCGUUUCUCUCAGUAAAUGCCACAAACGGGCAUCUUGUGAAAGUGAUAAACAUAUUCGAUCGCAUGCCGAAACGAAGUUGGAGGUGUUGGCAGACGAUGCUUUCGGCCUACUCUGAUCACGAAGACUUGGAAAACACAAAGCUGACGUUCGCCACCAUGCCUUACAGGGGAUCAGUGUCGUGGAACGCGCUGCUCGGAGCGUAUGCUCAAACCGGCCAUCUUGAGAGCGCCAAGGAGUUCUUUGACAGAAUGCCGCAGUGCGACACCGUCUCGUGGACAAUCGUCUCGGAAGCAUACGCGCAGAGGGGACACAUCCAAGAAUCGAGGUGGUUUUUCGACAACGUCCCGGACAGAGAUCUCGUCUCCUGGAACUCGAUCAUGUCGGCCUACGCGAGAAGGGCGCUGUUUCGAGAAGUGAUCGAGCUCUUCGCGGCGAUGGUGAUGGAGGGAGUCGAUCCGGAUGCGGUGAGCUGCCUGCUGCUGCUCACGGCUCACAGCCACAUCGGCCUGGUGGCCGAAAGCAAGGAGGUAUUCCUGUCCAUGGCUUCGGACUACUCCGUGGAGUGGGACGCGCAGCACUUUCGAUGCAUGGCGGAUGCUCUGGCCAGAGCUGGCCGGCUUCUCGACGCCAAAGAGCUGCUCGAGUCCAUGCCGUUUGGCGCCGAGAGCGUGGCGUGGACGAGCUUCGUGGGCGCUUGCAAGAUCCACGGGAAUCUGGAGCUCGCAGCGUUUGGAGUCGAGCAAGCGCAGGACUCCGAUUCUCAGGAUGGCGCUCCUCGCGGGAUCGUAGAGGGUGAUCGAUCUUAUGUUGCCGAGGAGAAGAGCUCUAGGAGUUCUUGCGAGAUUCGUGCUUGCCAGGAGCUACAGCAGGAGGGAGACAUGGGGUGGAAAGCCAUUCUUGCAACACCCGCUCGCUCCAAGGAACCGGGGAUGGGGGCUGGAGCUCAAGAUGCUGGAGUGCGUGAGGAAAGGUAA